This is a messenger RNA of Dendroctonus ponderosae (mountain pine beetle), 2632 nucleotides long. It is a transcript of the gene ras, whose product is annotated as inosine-5'-monophosphate dehydrogenase. The record is from RefSeq and is a predicted model, not a curated record. The transcript has 9 exons. Bases 227 to 1813 code for a protein of 528 amino acids. Gene Ontology annotation, molecular function: IMP dehydrogenase activity. Gene Ontology annotation, cellular component: cytoplasm. Gene Ontology annotation, biological process: GTP biosynthetic process. Lineage: Eukaryota; Metazoa; Arthropoda; Insecta; Coleoptera; Curculionidae.
UCUAUUAGUUCAAUGGUUCAAAAGUGGAGCCCGAAUGGCCUUUUGUUGAAAUAACCUAACAUUUUGCCGGCGAUUUACAUACGGAAAUUAAUUUUACGUUUCACGUCGAGGCCACGUUUAUGAGAAUAUCCAUAAAUCGGUUGUUGAUUUAUUUUGUGCGGGUAAGAUAACCUAACUUGCUCUCCACGUGCGUGCACAGUUUAAACAAACUUGACAUAUCUGAAUUAUGGGUGACGCAAAUCAUAUCGGUGCUCGUGUGCACUUAUCCAAUGAAUCAGAAACAGAAGAUGACCUGCAAGAUGGUUUGUCCGCUCAGGGUAUGAUAGAAAAAGGAAACGGACUCACUUACAAUGAUUUUAUUAUUCUGCCCGGGUAUAUUGAUUUUUCCCCGGACCAAGUGGAUCUAAGCAGUCCCCUAACGAAGAAAAUUACUUUGAAAGCGCCUCUAGUAUCGUCACCUAUGGAUACUGUUACCGAAGCGGAUAUGGCCAUUGCCAUGGCGCUUUGUGGCGGGAUUGGAAUUAUACAUCACAACUGCCUCCCAUCGUACCAAGCAAACGAAGUACUGAAAGUGAAAAAGUACAAGCACGGUUUCAUUCAUGAUCCUGUAGUGCUCAGUCCCGAUAAUACAGUAUCUGAUGUAAUUGUUGUUAAAAAAGAGCAUGGUUUUUGCGGGAUCCCGAUCACUGCAGACGGAAAGCUUGGCGGCAAACUCAUCGGUAUCGUUACUAGUCGCGAUAUUGAUUUCCUAGACGACAAAGAUUUGGGAAACACAAAAUUGGGAAAUAUUAUGACGAAACUGGAUAAUCUUGUCACCGCCCAAUCUGGAGUAACUUUAACAGAAGCAAACCACAUUCUGGAAAAGAGCAAAAAAGGAAAGCUUCCGAUUGUAAAUGCACAAGGCAACUUGAUAGCGUUGAUGGCUCGCACGGAUUUAAAAAAAGCGAAAAGCUAUCCACUUUCCUCAAAAGACGACAACAAACAACUAAUUGUGGGUGCUGCCAUUGGCACGAGAGAGGAAGACAAACAACGUCUAGCUCUUCUCGCUCAAGCAGGAGUCGAUGUAGUUAUUCUUGAUUCAUCCCAAGGAAACUCGAUAUAUCAAGUGGAAAUGAUCAAGUUCAUCAAGAAUAAAUACCCCAAUUUGCAAGUAGUGGCUGGAAAUGUGGUAACAAAACGGCAAGCAAAAACAUUAAUUGAUGCUGGAGCCGACGCUCUAAGAGUUGGGAUGGGUAGUGGCAGCAUAUGCAUAACUCAGGAAGUAAUGGCAGUUGGUCGUCCACAAGCUACAGCUGUCUACAAAGUGUCUGAAUAUGCAAGACGAUUUGGUGUGCCGGUGAUUGCAGAUGGAGGCAUUCAGUCCAUUGGACAUAUCAUUAAAGGUCUAUCACUUGGUGCAUCAACGGUAAUGAUGGGUUCCCUGUUGGCCGGAACUUCUGAAGCUCCUGGGGAAUAUUUCUUCUCAGAUGGGGUUCGUCUGAAGAAGUAUAGAGGAAUGGGCAGUAUCGAGGCGAUGGAUAGGAAGGACGCGAUGGGUUCAGCUAUGAACCGAUAUUUCCACAGUGAUGUGGAUAAAUUGAAAGUGGCUCAAGGAGUUAGCGGAAGCAUCGUCGAUAAGGGAUCAGUAUUGAGAUUCGUACCAUAUUUGCAGUGCGGCAUUAGACAUGGAUGUCAGGACAUUGGGGUAAAGUCGCUGAUACAACUAAGGACCAAAAUGUAUAAUGGUGAUCUGCGGUUUGAACUUCGGUCUCAUUCAGCACAACUGGAAGGGAAUGUUCAUAGUCUAUUUUCAUAUGAGAAAAGAUUAUUUUAGGAUAGCAAUGCAUUACUUAAACAUUGUGUAUUUCCAAUAUGCUUUUUAGCUCAAGCAUUCAAUAUGUAUAUCUACCUAUAGACAUAGACAUCACUUAAACAAUUUGAAUUCCCGGUGUCCUAGUGGGGUUUUGGAAAUAUUGUUCUUUGUCUGAAUAGGUUUAAGCGCUUAGAUAUAGUAAAUGGCCUUAAAGCAAAGGUUAUUUUAAGGAAGAUUACUUUGUCUAGAUUUAUUUUUUUUACAAAUGACAAUUUUUCAAUUGAAGAUUUUAAAUUUUUGUAAAAAUAUUUUCACAUACUCGAGAGAACAUUACUAGUCAAAUUGACUAGCAUUUUAAAUAAAUCUACUUCGAUUAGUACGGAGUACCAAUUCCAUAAUUCUCCGAACUUUUAGUAGAUUGUAUUUUAACGCAUUACAAGAAUGGGAACAUUUUUAAUUCAAGUCAUUAUUGAAUUUUAACUUACCUACUUUUGACUUAUAUCAGUGUUAAAUCUAAGAAUACAUUUGUAAAAUUUAGUACUAAUUGUAGCUUUUGUGGGUUGUAUAUACUUAACAAUCAUUCUCGCAUUUGUUUAGUUACUUCCAAGAGUUUAUUCAUCAUUAUUGUGUAGUAUUAAGGAUAUUACACAUUAUCAUGUUUUAUUUAUGGCUUAUUUUGGAUGUGCGUUAUUUUAUAAUGCCGAAGUAUUUUUGUUCAAAGUAGGAAGAAAGGAUCUCAAAAUAUUUCAUAAUACUUACUUCUGUAAAAAUUCUAUUCAAAAGUAUUCGAAUGAUACAUUUAUUGUACUUAAUAAAAUGUUAGUGACUGGAAAAUAAAAA